This is a messenger RNA of Lathyrus oleraceus (garden pea), 1191 nucleotides long. RefSeq lists its product as uncharacterized. The record is from RefSeq and is a predicted model, not a curated record. The transcript has a single exon. Bases 1 to 1191 code for a protein of 396 amino acids. Lineage: Eukaryota; Viridiplantae; Streptophyta; Magnoliopsida; Fabales; Fabaceae.
AUGUUGGAUCAAGGUGAAUUGCAGAUUGAGCGCUGCGUCAAAGGCACGAAAGAGAAAGAAAUAGUUGUGGUUGACAUUCUGUACGACAUAGUUAACGUAGAAAUCCCUAUAACCCUGUUGGUGAUAGAAUUUACAGCACCCUUCGCAUACGAGGAUGAAAAAGCAGUGUCGUGGAUAUAUCAGCCCAGAGAUUUUAAGCAGGGGCAGGGAGACCAACCUUUGGUUAUCAAUGAACCAAAUGUCACCUUAAUCAUAGGACCAUCUAGAAUGACGCGCAAUGGCCGAAUGUUUGCACCGAGGACCGUUGAUACUUCUGCCAAGGCUAAAGGGAAGGAAGUUGCUACUCAUGUCCAAAUCUCUGUCCUGAAUCUUGAAAUGCAAGAAAUGCAUCUAUCUCUUAAGGCUGCAGUCACCCACGAUGAGGUAGAGGAAUUUCUGAGGAUAAUAAAGAAGAGUGAUUACAAAGUAGUGGACCAAUUGAAUCAAACACCUUCAAAAAUCUCCAUGUUUUCCUUACUACUCAGCUCAGAAGCACAUAAAGACUCAUUGAUGAAGGUGCUUAGCGUUGUGGAUAUCACAAAGGACAUAACAAUGGAGCAGUUUGAUGAUUUGAUAGCUUGUGUGACCACUGGAAAUUUCUUGGGGUUUAAUGAUGAUGAACUGCCGGUCGAAGGGAAAAAUCAUAACAAAGCUCGGCAUAUCUCCUUAAGAUGCAUAGACACCAUAUUGUCAAGAGUGUUAGUAGACACGGGUUCCUCGUUGAAUGUUAUGCUAAAAACCACUUUGGUGAAACUACUAUUGGAAGGAAUGAACAUCAAACCCAGCACUCUGAUAGUAAAAGUGUUUGAUGGCUCAAGACGAGCAGUAAUAGGGGAGGUUGACUUACCAAUUAAGAUUGGCCCGACUAUCUUCACUAUUACAUUCCAAGUCAUGGACAUACACCCUAGAUAUAGUUGUUUACUUGGAAGACCAUGGAUUUACUUUGCGGGCGCAGUAACUUCCACCCUACACCAAAAGCUAAAAUUUUUCACAAAUGACAAGAGGAUUGUGAUCAGAGGUGAAGAGGAUAUCUUGGAAGUGGUGAAUGUAAUGACCGUCCAACAGACAUCUGAGUCACCAAAAUCAAAACCAUCAAUGGCCUCGUGGCAAGGAGCUAAGGCUACUAUAGAAAAUGGGAAUGCUCAAGGCUAG